ACAAGGUAGCAUCACGUCUUGGUAGCAUUUUUAUAUUUUUAGAGUGAUUAUUUUGUGAUUUUCCGUGAAGAAAAGAAUAUUUUGAUAUAAUAUUUGGUGCUACUGUGACCCGAAAACAUGAAUACAAGACUGAAAACGAAAAAAGCAAAGGAAAAUCCACAGGAAAAGCGUAAAACGCGCAAAACUCAUUUCGCCGAUGAAAAUACGUUGAGCAAUUCAAUUUGGAUGGAUUCCUUUGAUAAAUUCAUUUCCAAUAACAGAAAUGGACUACGGGAGAAGAAUUUGUUGCGACCAAAGGGAAAAGUGAGGAUGUCUUUUAAUCUCGAUAGCAGCAUUUACGAUUCAUCGGAUUCCACAAAUCUUCCCAGGCCUUCCCGGAUGAGGAGGACAACAAGGAAGAAGAGCAAAAGUAGCGCUGCUGGCAUCAUAGUUUCAACACCCAUCAGUACAGCCAAGAGCACAGAGGAAAAACAGAAACUAUCACUGUUUGAGAAAUUCUCACCAAUUGUCUCAGAUCAGAAGCUCCUUGGAGGUCAUGAGAAAAAUCCGGCAGGACCCAAUAAUCUCUUGAGCACAUUUUCUUCCGAGUCUGACAGCUAUGUUUGGAAACCUCUGAGCGUAAAGAAAGGAGUCACAGGAUCUAUGACGGAGUCUUCUUCCUGUGUUAUAGUACAAUCAAACAUACCAAAACGACCUGCCGAGGAAAUGCAGGAAGAUAAAAUAAAUGUACAGAAGGAUACAGAAGAUGAUAACUCGGUGAAAUCUCCAAAGAAGAUUGUUGUGCAAUUUCCAAGGAAAACAAUACUAUCACAGAAUCCUCCCAAAAUCCGUAAGACGGUGGCAUUUGUGAACACAUCUCAAGAUAAUUCAACAGAGCAAGACAAAGUUCCUCAACCAAGACAAACGAUUGUCCUGGCAGCUGGAAAAUGGAGGAAAUCCCUAGCAAAUUGGAGAAGAACGCACAUCAAUGAAAAUUGCCACCAAAACAAAUCAAAUGAGGAACAAAUUGACGAUGCUAACGUUGCAGCAAAUGUUAGUCUGAUAAAACCAGGACGACGUCGAGUUACUCGAAGGAUAUACGACUCAGAUACCUUUUCAACCCUUUCGAACAAGGAGAGUGCAAUUCUGGUGCCACAAUCAGAUGACGAGACGUACAACCAGUCCCUACCAGGAAGUCGAGACAUUUUACCAAGUCGUCACUUUUCCAUUAGUCGAAGCGUGUCUGCCAUCGAGAGUGGCAAUUUGUCCUUUGAUGAAGCGUCCAGCCGAAAACAUUUUCGCAGGCAGACUCACUCAAUUCUACGCUAUCGACGCACGAGCAGUGUUCGUGAGGAGGUCGGAGGCUAUAUAAACGGUGACCUCACACAUCGAGGACUUGUAUUGCGCUACUGUGGCCAAGCAGAACCGUUGGACUUCAAUGAAGUGUACUCUAGUAGCGUCUUGAGAAGUUGCCGUAAAGUGGGUGAAGGAGUCUACAGUGAGGUGUUUAUGUACAAAAAUAGCCAGGGAAAAGCAAUAGUCCUCAAAGUGAUCCCGAUUGAAGGUGAUAAAUUCGUAAAUGGUGAAUAUCAGAAGAAAUUCGAAGAGAUCCUCUCGGAGAUUAUUAUAACAUCGGAAUUGAGUAAAUUGAAGAAUGGUCAGGAUUAUCGUACUGGUGGAUUUGUGGAUCUUGUAAAUGUUAAAUGUGUACAAGGCUGCUAUCCGGAACACUUGAUUGAUCUCUGGGAACUCUAUCGUGACAACCAUGGCACAGACAAUGAUCAUCCGGAAAUUUUUGAGCACGAUCAGCUGUAUAUUGUUCUAGAAUUGGGCAAUGGUGGACAAGAUUUGGAGGCAUUCACCUUCAAAAAUGCUCUUGAAUCAUAUUCAGCAUUCAUUCAGGUCGCCCUCUCACUAGCUGUUGCAGAACAAAAGUUUGAAUUUGAACAUCGUGAUCUCCAUUGGGGAAAUAUUUUGCUUUCACACACAGAUGAUAAGGAGGUGGAAUUUGUCUUCAAUGGUGAAUUGAUUGCAAUACCAUCACAUGGUGUUCGGGUCACCAUAAUUGAUUACACACUUUCGCGUAUGGUGUAUGCUGGUGAAUGCCAGUACAACGAUCUAUCCCAGGACGAGGAACUCUUUUCAGCCAGUGGCGAUUAUCAAUUUGAUAUUUAUCGUUUGAUGCGUAAUCAAGUGAAUAAUCAAUGGGAGAAGUACGAUCCGUUCAACAAUGUCCUUUGGCUACAUUAUAUGAUUGAUAAAUUGAUUAAUGGUGCUCGGUAUCGUCUGAAGCAGAGCAAGAAGCAUCGCGAUGCCAUCCAAGAUAUGAUGCAGCUGCGCGAUGAGUUGUUGGAAUUUAAAAGUGCCUCAGAAUAUGCACAGCUACUCAAGUAGAAAAAAACAACAAAAGGCCAUUUAUUCACUUAAAAAACAAAAAUUAUUAAUCACAAAUCGAUUUGCAGUUUAACAAUACUUUUUGAAAGUAACUAAAAAAAAAUUGUUUGGGUAUAUUUUGAACAAAUAACGCGUGGUGAAAGUAAAAGAAUGUAGAAAUGGAUCAUCAGGAGAGUGGAGUAGAAAGCGAGUUUAUUUGUUGUAGAUGUACAUACAAUAUCAAUAUAAAAUGCGACACAUUAUUUAAAGAUUUGAUGCCCACUUUAUUUCAUAUAAACCAAUUAAAAACAGCAAUAAAAUACUUUUUCAAGUCGCAAAA
Messenger RNA from Lutzomyia longipalpis, 2692 nucleotides. RefSeq lists its product as uncharacterized. Gene Ontology annotation, biological process: mitotic cell cycle; intracellular signal transduction; protein phosphorylation. Gene Ontology annotation, cellular component: nucleus; cytoplasm. The record is from RefSeq and is a predicted model, not a curated record. The coding region runs from base 118 to 2373 and encodes 751 amino acids. The transcript has 6 exons. Lineage: Eukaryota; Metazoa; Arthropoda; Insecta; Diptera; Psychodidae. Gene Ontology annotation, molecular function: ATP binding; histone H3T3 kinase activity.